UAAAACAGCUCUUUUCAAACCAAACGUUGUAUCACUAAAUUACAAAGGCAGCAAUGCUCUUCUCAGUGGUAUCUGUAACGUUAUAAAAGCAACAUGCGUUUGGUGUAACGUUAAUCUGACAGAGUCUAAAGUGUUAGCUAAGAUAUAGCUGGAGAUAGCAUUAGCUAACGUGCCUCGUCGCACUUCUUAAACUAAUUCAGAAGACUGGACUCAACUGGUCCGACCGCUGGCACUGUAGUUUUACCUUGGUUCCAUUGGGAAAGGUCGACAGCUCUCCUUUACCAGGACUGAUCAGUUUUUUUAUUAUUCCUUCUUCGAGAAGCUUGCGUGCCGCUUCCUCCAUCCUUGACCGAGUCUCAAUUCACGACAGAAGACGAGUUUUGCCGAAGCCAGUCGUUUCACUUGGGGCCUCAGCGCGCCCUCUACACGUAGACUGCAUGAAACUACAGGCCAAACUUUGUCUCUUGCUGCAGCUCAUUUUUGAGCUUUCUUCAUGCACACAUGUCCGGGUGAUUCCUGGUUCCACUCUGGAGCUGCCCUGUUUCUCAUUUCAGACUGAGUUCAAUGAAGCGGCCCCCAUCUGGAAAUUCAAUGGUAAUGAUGUAAGUGCUCAGUCGCCUGGCUCAGCUAAAGUUAAAAAGAAUGGCCGGUAUCUCUCUAUAUCCCCGGUAACUGCUGCCAAUGAGGGCGAGUACGUGUGUUUGUUUAUGCAGGAAAAUAUGGAGUUGAUCAGGACAUAUAACAUUACAGUUGAUGCAGUAAUUGGCUAUACCAUUAAGGUAAACUUUGGAACCAACGUUAAACUCCCUUGCCAUUUCCCACCUUCCAGCCAAAUCACGGCCAAUGCACUUUGGUUCAAAGAGACAGAUGUUGGCGAGAGGACACAGCUGAAUCUUGGAGACGAGUCAACAGUGGAUGAUAACAGAGUGGGCCUGAUUUAUCCAUUUGACCAUGAUCAGACCAUCGUACUCAGAAAUACCGUCUUGGAGGAUGCUGGAAUUUACAAUUGUGAAUCUGUUGAUGGGGAGAAGCUGAGCACUGUAUACAUUAUUGUUGAUGCUGCUUCCACCCCUGCUCCACACACGUGCAGCAACUUCACCACAGCAUGGGAGCCCUGCCUGGAAGAGAACAGUCGCACAGCUGAACCCACGAUGCAGGAAUCCAUAACAGACUUUUCCAUGAAGCUGUAUUCUUACCUCAGAGAAUCAAAUCCCUUUAGCAACUUGCUCUUCUCUCCCAUCAGUAUCAGCGGUGCACUAUCCCAUUUGCUGUUAGGUGCAAGGGGGCCCACCCGCAAAGCCAUUGAGACAGCUGUAUGCUUACCUAAUGGCUUCAGCUGUGUUCACUUCCAGAUGAAAAAGCUGAGAGAGAAGUUGGCCAGCUCCUUGCAGAUGGCUUCUCAGAUCUACUACAAUCCACAAAUGAAUCUGAGUGAGUCCUUUACUAAACAGUCCAUUGAGUUCUACGAAGCUGAGCCCACCAGGCUGCUGGAAACCAGCGAAGAAAGCACACAGAUGAUCAAUAGCUGGGUGGCAAACAAGACCAACAAUAAUAUCAAGCACUUAGUUGACUCUGUGUCACCCAGUACACAGAUGAUGCUGCUCAAUGCCGUCUCCUUUAGUGGUCAGUGGAAAGUCAAGUUUGAUCAGAAACCCAAAAAAGGACAUUUCACAAAAUUGGGCGGUGAUAUGGUUAUGGUGCCGCUCCUCUAUCACCAGAAAUACAUGGUGGCUAUGACCUACGUGGUUGAGUUAAAGGCACAGGUGGCGAGGUUUGCUCUCACAGGUGACAGCAGUCUUUACGUCCUGCUGCCUCGCUCCAACACAGCGACUGACCUGCAGCAGGUGGAGCAGAUGAUGACGUAUGGAGCUGUGCGUCACAUGAUAGAAAAAAUGAAAACAACAUCUUCUCAGCAUGUAGAGGUCACUCUGCCACAAAUCAAGCUGGACUUUCAGCCAGACAUGAACAUACUUAUCAAGAAAUUUGGAUUGUCGUCACUCUUCGAGGAUGCCAACCUGUGUGGCCUCUUCUCCGAAGAGAAGGUGCUUCUGGACGAUGCCAGACACAGAGCCUUCCUUGCACUGUCCGAGCAAGGAGUAGAGGCCGGAGCCAUCACCUCUAUGUCGUUCUCUCGCUCCUUCCCUUCCUUCACUGCCCUGCGACCUUUUAUCAUGCUGCUGUGGAGUGACCAGGCCAAUGUGCCACUCUUUAUUGGGAGAGUGACAGACCCGUGAGAGAAAGAAGGGGGUAGACAGACAGACACGGAGAAGAGAGAGGGAGUGGAAAUGUAACAGAGGCAAAUGGGCAGGAAAAUAAACAAAGAUAUCGUAAAUAAAGGCUGUCUGAUAGAGCAAGUGAAAUCUUUUAAUUAUCUUGCAAUGCUUUUUCUGAAAAUUCAGUUGCUUUUUAAACACAACCUAAAUUCUGCAUCAGUGUUGCUUAGAGUAGGAACGACCCUCAGAAACAUAUAUACAGACCUGCAUGUGUACUGCUUUCAAAGAUGACGAUGAAUAAACACCACACAUAUGCUGAAUGUCAUGUGUUUUGAAGAACUAAGCACAGUGUGGCUCACGUGUCAUUCAAAGGAAGACAGACGACCAAUGAAACAACUUCAAUUUAUUUAGCGAAGUAGUUACACAAACCCACCACGGGAUGGCAGCCAUACUGUGUGAUUGACAUUGACAGUGACUACACAGGAACUGCAGUAAUGAAUUCCCAUCUCAUUCUCACUGGCCCUCCUGCAUCAUUACCACUGAUAUCACUUUAAGGAAGACAAGUGUCAAAAUCUGUGACAGAAAAGGUUUUUUUUUUUUUUAUCAAUAGCUUGCUUGGUAAAGCACAGCGACUGAGCAAAAAAUACCCUGAAUCAUCAUAUUCACAAACAAACACAUACAGACUCAUGGUAAGAGACUGAAUGGAUGGCAUAGAUUGUAAACACAUCAGCAUUCAGAAUGAUCAGCUAAGGUUGCACUCUAUUACACAAGCUGAUGGUGAUUGCUAAACAUGCAGCUGUAUUGCAGAUAAAAUUAUUACAUAAGCAAAGCGGGGUCAAUAGACAAGAGUCAGAAAAUUCGGUGGCUGUAAACAAAACCAACAGAUCCAGACACAGGGAUAAGCAAGCAUCCAGCCAGAAAUGUGAACUCUAUUAGAUCACUGUCACCCAGCCUAGCCCCAAUCAGAGUACUGAGUAUUCCCAGAAAUGCAUCUUUGAUGCCUGGAUAACACGAUCAUGUUCUUGUUUUGGUUUGAUUAUCUUACUGCUCACGUGUUGUUUUGAUGUGCAUAGAAAAAGUACAGAAUAAACCCACCAUACUUGCCCAA
Micropterus dolomieu (smallmouth bass) is the source of this 3321-nucleotide messenger RNA. RefSeq names its product serpin peptidase inhibitor, clade G (C1 inhibitor), member 1 (gene serping1). Gene Ontology annotation, molecular function: serine-type endopeptidase inhibitor activity. The coding region runs from base 438 to 2234 and encodes 598 amino acids. The transcript has 11 exons. NCBI's taxonomy places the organism in Eukaryota, Metazoa, Chordata, Actinopteri, Centrarchiformes, Centrarchidae. The record is from RefSeq and is a predicted model, not a curated record. Gene Ontology annotation, biological process: negative regulation of endopeptidase activity.